Messenger RNA from Suillus fuscotomentosus, 3892 nucleotides. RefSeq lists its product as uncharacterized. The coding region runs from base 145 to 3717 and encodes 1190 amino acids. The record is from RefSeq and is a predicted model, not a curated record. The transcript is spliced from 3 exons. Lineage: Eukaryota; Fungi; Basidiomycota; Agaricomycetes; Boletales; Suillaceae.
GGGAGCUGACAUAAGCAUGAAUGUGUUCGUUGCAUUUUCAGUGUCACGGUCGACUGCAAUAAUCACGCAUACGAGCGACGACAACGACGACAAGCUGUUCAUCGGCGACUACGACGGCGACUACGGAAGCUUCAGGAUUCUGUCAUGAAUAAAAAUCCUUUCAUACCGCAACCGACAUACAACCCACCGCAACCACCACUUCCUCCAGGACCACCGCCUGCUGCACCUCCAGAUUAUUCCGCUUAUUGGGUAGCGGCAGCCCAGCAGCAGCAACAGCAGCAACAAGCGACUACAGCCUACACUCCAGCAUGGUCUGCUCCUCAGCAGCCUCCAAGACCGCCCCCUGAACAAAGUGCUUUGUAUGCAAAUUACGGCUAUGGUGGUCAGGGCAUGCACUGGCAGCAGAGACAUAGUCAUCCUCAACAACAGUAUCAACCACCACCGCCUGUGGUCCAACCACCGCCACCUCCACCUCAACAACAGUACAAUCCGUAUCAACCGUCCGUUGGCUAUCAGCAACCGUAUGUCCCUCAACCCCAACAGCCAAUCGUAACCCAACAACAGCCUGCGUACCCGCAUGUGACACAAACAAUGGCCCCUCCGCAACAGUAUUUUCCUCAACAACAGCCACAACCCCAGCAGCAGCCUCGACAUAAUCAUGGUCUUCAUCACACCCCACCCCAACAUCUUCCCCCUGCCAAACGCCAACGGUUUGAUGGCCCGAACCAACAUCACGGUCAGAAUCGACAACUUGGACCACCCCCUCCUCAGCCUCAGUUUCAACCACCUCCUGCGCCGCCGGGGAAUGUCGGGAUUUACCCCCAGAACCAAGGUCAGGGUCAAGGGCAGCCUGGUGCCAAUCAGAUGCCCCUAGGUGGAAACAGAGGUGGUAUUGGUGGAAGAGGAGGCAAUAUGAACUCCGGAAGAGGUAGAGGUGCAGUUAUGAGCGGAAAUAGGGGAGGGUUAACCGGACAACGUGGCGGCAGAGGUGGCGGCAUGUUCGUGAAUAAUGGCAGCGGACGAGGUGGCGUCGCUGCUCAACAAAAUUCUCUACGUGGACACGGCUCGAGAGGAGGCUUUAACAAGGACUUUCACAAUCGUAGAGGAGGUGGGUCGUUCAAUGCCGGACAUCAGCACCAUCAAAACAAUGCUGCGUUCCGUGGACGAGGACAAGGACACGCUUCAGGUCGUGCAGGCCGUCAGGAUGGUAGUACAAAUUUUGGAAACCGUGAUGCAUCGCAAUUUGCAAGCAGCGGUAAGAAGGACGAAAAUCGGCGCACGCUCACUGACUUUAAAAUUGUGGGCCUCGAGAUGCCUGAACUUGGAUGGACAUGGGGAGUGCUACCAUCACCUAUCAAAGCUGAAGAAAAAGAGGUCGCUGCUUCUCUUUUGGAAUCCUCACAAGAGCAAGUUAAGGAUGAAGACAUGCAUGCUAGUGCCGCAACAUCAGAACCCGCACUGACAGACGCGGCAGAUACGAAGCCAGAUACUUCCUAUCAGGAGCAGUCGUCCUCGUUGACGACGCCUCCACCCUCUCGCAUCCGCAUUUAUUUUCACACUCCUGUUUCUCCUGAUGACUCGCAUCCAAUUCCGCACAAUGCUUCGUAUAUUGCACCUCCAGACAUGCGUAAAGGCAAGCGCAAGAAGCUUGAGGAUGAUGAUGGCGAUGCAGAGGAAGGUCGAGAAAGACCGCCUCCUCCUCGCAGCAGCCAGGUGGACGAUAACACCAGUGUUGACUUGGAUGGAGUGGGCCGCGGAAGCGCAGCGCCCAGUGUGGCAGAAACUGCCAGUGAAGGUGAUUGGCUCAUGGCCGCUAUCGCUGAGGAUGAAGGCGACGUAGGCGCCGAUGCCGACGCAGUUACUACCGUUGAUGACAUGGAUGAAGAGGAGAGCCAUGCUGCAAGUGUUCUCCAUUUCGUUCCUGCUACAAAUACUUUUCUCAAUGGGAAUGGUGAGUUGAACCUUGCUUAUUUUUCGCUUUGGGUGGAUGCUUUCGAGCUUGGGGGGAGCGUCCAUUCGUGGCUCAAGGCUGUUGUACACACUAACAUAUAUCUUAAAGGCUCCCAUAGUACUGAGAUGGACGGAAUUGCCUCUUCAGGAGGUGUUCAUGAGCAGUCUGAUGGCUCACAUACCGGGGACAAUCAUGAUGCUGUCCCGGAUGUUGAAGGGGUCAAGCCAUCAGCGUCCUCAGAUGUCGCUGCUGUUGACCUUGGUGUAAACCAUGGUAGUGCUGCUGCGACACAGCCGAACGUGGACAUAUUGGUUUCUGCACCUGAAGAGGGUGGCGAUGCUUCGCCAACCACCCAGCCUGUUGAUGAUGAAAAUGUUGAUAGGCUCUUUGAUGCAUCGGCUACUCUAGCUGAUCCUUCUCAUGCUAUUUAUUUGAGCUCUUCCUUUGACACGAGUUCUUCUACUGGUCGUAGUUCUCCUCCUGUAGUUCAGUCUGAUAUGCCUCAUAGCGAGAAACAGUCUACUGAUGAUGCUGGAUACCUUGAUACGCAGAUAUCCGACACGCAGACUUCCGACCCGAAGCCCCUUCAAGCAGAGGCGUCACUCGCGUCAACAAUUCUCGACGAGGAUAUGGGCGUUGGCACAUACUCAGAAGAGCAAGUUGUUCUAGAGCUUACCGGCGAAAUUCCGGUCGAACACGAAGAAGUCGCUAUGCACACCAAAGUUGCCAACGAGUCUGCGGACCAAGAACACCUUCCUGAGCCCCCUGCCUCUCCUACUUCAAAUACAUUGCUGUCAACCUCUUCUGGUUCAACAUAUGGCGAACCGUCGCACCCUCCAGCUAGUACGGUAGUCUCGAAAGGUGGCCGAGUGCCAUCUGCAAACCGCCUGUCGAUAUCAUAUGCUGCUGGUAGCAGGCGUUUGGUCGUAGACGCAGAGGUGGUCGAAUACUUGAAGGUUUACAGAUCUGAAGGUCGAAUUGAAGUCCACAUAUCCCUCGAUAAAGGUAGCGAUGAUGGCCUGAAGGGCGUUUUGAUCGAAGGACUUUCUGAUGCGACAAAAUCAUAUUCUCCUUUACCGACGUUAUCUGAAGCGUCCAGCACUGACGAGACCCUACCUUCCUUCUCGAAGGCUACGCUACCUUCAAAGAUCACUUUAAUGGUCCAUCUUGAUACUGAGCGCCCAUUGUCGGAACCUAAGUGGGUUAAAUCGGGCGAUGUCCAGGAGUGGCUAAAGAGCAUGUUUGGAAGAAUGUUCUGGGUAGCAGGAGAUGCUGCUGAUGGGUGGGAAAAAAAGAUCGCAGUUGUAGAUCCUGACCCAGCUCCGACGAUCUGGACAGUGCUGGAUGGGUGGGCAGUCAACUCCCCUGUUGGUGUUCCCACAGAACGACAGCGCUUCGUGAAGACACAUUUGACUGAGGUAGAUAACAUGAUGGAGAUUCUUCUCAGGUUGGUCAGAGGCGAGCGCGCCACCCCCUUUUCCCAAUCUACGCCUGCAAUAUCGGCUCCGAGCGUGUCAGGCCCACUUUUGGCUGCUCUUUCACAGUCUUCAUCGCACGGUGCCCAGCAGACGCAUGUAUCGUUGGCGGUGCUAGCGUUGUUCCACAUGUCGGUGGACUUUGCGCGGAAGGCUUCUGGUGAGAAGGGAAAGGCAGAGGCAGAGGAAAAGAUGAGUGAGAUAAUUCGAUGUCUGCCAUCCCACCUAUUAUACAAGAGUCUGGACGGAAUGUUCAAGGAAUGGAGAGCGGACAAGAAGGGAAGCCGUUGACAGUGAAUAGAUAUCGCCUUUUGCGCUUUCUUUAUUUUGUACCGAGCGUUAAGUUAAAGUUGUUACAAGGGUACAUUUAUAUUUUGUCACGAAGCGUGACACCCCACGGCUCAGCUUAAAGCAUUGACAACAUGAGGACGUUACGGCAGGGUUUUCUGCAGGUUGUUAUCUCCCU